AUGUCCUACUUUUUCUCAACCCCUCUCGAUAUCGAUAUCCGCCUGGAGGACUCUGAAGAUGACAGGCAAAUGGUCGAUGUCAAACUUGACAAAACUCGCCGCGAGAAAUGUCCCCUGUACAAAGAUGGAGAGUCUGUAAAGGGAGCGGUCACGAUCAGGCCGAAGGACGGAAAGAGGCUCGAGCACACGGGCAUCAAGGUUCAGUUCAUUGGGACGAUUGAGAUGUUCUUCGAUCGAGGUAACCAUUAUGAGUUCCUCUCCCUAGGUCAGGAGCUUGCGGCUCCCGGGGAUCUUCAGCACCCCCAAACAUAUGACUUUGAAUUCAAGAAUGUUGAGAAACAAUAUGAAUCUUACAACGGCAUAAAUGUCAAGCUACGCUAUUUCAUCCGGGUUACGGUUUCCAGACGGCUGGCAGACGUCAUUCGAGAAAAAGACAUCUGGGUUUAUUCAUACAGACAACCCCCGGAUAUCAACAGUUCUAUCAAAAUGGACGUCGGCAUAGAGGAUUGCUUGCAUAUUGAAUUUGAAUAUUCGAAAAACAAAUACCACUUGAAAGAUGUCAUUGUCGGAAGAAUAUACUUCCUCCUGGUUAGGUUGAAGAUCAAGCAUAUGGAGCUCUCCAUAAUUCGACGGGAGACAACCGGAACGCCUCCAAACCAAUAUAACGAAAGCGAAACAUUGGUCAGAUUCGAGAUCAUGGACGGCUCACCAUCUCGAGGCGAGACGAUACCGAUAAGGUUGUUCUUAGGUGGCUUUGAUUUAACCCCCACAUUCCGGGAGGUUAACAAAAAAUAUUCCACAAGAUACUACCUUAGCUUGGUUCUCAUCGACGAAGAUGCCCGUCGAUACUUCAAACAAUCUGAAAUAAUUCUUUUCAGACAGGAACCGGGUGCACAAACCUGA
Orbilia oligospora ATCC 24927 is the source of this 903-nucleotide messenger RNA. RefSeq lists its product as uncharacterized. The transcript has 5 exons. The coding region runs from base 1 to 903 and encodes 300 amino acids. The record is from RefSeq and is a predicted model, not a curated record. Gene Ontology annotation, cellular component: endosome; retromer complex. Gene Ontology annotation, biological process: intracellular protein transport; retrograde transport, endosome to Golgi. NCBI's taxonomy places the organism in Eukaryota, Fungi, Ascomycota, Orbiliomycetes, Orbiliales, Orbiliaceae.